AUGGAGUUCAUCAUUUCGUGCGACACUCUGCCUAUUAUAACGUCGCUGCUCGCCGGGACGACCCUGGCGUACAUUGCUUAUAUGAGAUAUUUCCAUCCAUUGAGCAAAUACCCCGGACCCUUGGUCGCAUCUUUGACCAAUUGUUUCAAAGCCUAUUAUGUCUACAACUUGAAGUUGCAUGAAAAGCUCCUUGAACUUCACAUGCAGUAUGGUCCAGUCGUACGGGUGGGGCCUAAUCAUUUACAUCUCUGGGAAGGCGAGGCAAUUGCACCAAUCUACAAAGGAGGCCGCAAUAUGGGAAAGACGGAAUUCUAUGACGCCUUUACCGCAUUCAAUCCCAAUCUUUUUGGGGGUACCAAUGAGGAUAUUCACGCCCUUCGUCGGAGACAGCUAUCUCAUGGAUUUUCGCAGGUUUCGAUUCAAAAGCUGGAACCUUUGAUUGAAGGUCAAAUGGAAAUAUUCAUCAGAAAGCUUCGAGCACUUGCAGUCAGCGGCGAGACUUUUGACUUCAAGAACAUGAUUUCUCUCUAUGUAUUGGAUAUCUUGGGCGAAGUGGCCUUUGGCAAGCCUUUCGGUGUACAGGAAAAGGGAUAUGCAGAAGAAUUGCAUGCCAUUAAUGAUCAUCUUCUACUGGCCGGUGUCAUUGGCGAACUGUCUUUCCAAAAUUUCUGGAAGGCCCUGUCAAGAAUAUCUCCAGUGCCAUGGAUGCGACAAUUGAUGAAAAGCAGAAAUAAUCUGAAGACCGUUUGUUCAGAUUGCGUUAAGUUCAAGAUUCAAAACACGUCUCAACGGCCUGAUCUACUAAAGAGCCUCGUGGAGGCGGUCGAUCCUCAGAGUGGUGCUCGCUUAACUGAACAAGAGAUCAACUCCGAAGCAUUUGCCGUUCUCGUCGCUGGUUCACAUUCAACCUCAGGCACAUUGACUCUUCUUCUUUGGAACCUGAUCCAAAACCCGGAAUUGCUUGCAGCUACGACCAAGGAAAUUCGGGAUUUACUGGGGCCUCUUGCUGUUGGCCAGAUUUCUUAUCCUAUACAAGGCUUGGAAGCAUCUUUAAUGUAUACAAUGGCCUGUGUUAAAGAGAAUUUUCGACUAAAUCCUGUGUUUACUAUGCCGCUGUGGCGUCGUGUCGGUUUCCCGGGUGGUGUCGACAUUGGGAAGCAUCAUAUUCCUCAGGGGGCAAAUGUCUGUAUUUCGAACUACGUCUUACAUCAUAACCCCGACAUUUGGGGAUUGGAUCACGGAAUAUACAAACCUAGCCGCUGGCUUGAUGAAUCUUACAACAAAGAAAAGGGAAGAUACCUAAUUCCAUUCAGUAUUGGACAUCGAAUGUGCAUUGGUCGAAAUCUAGCCAUGACAAACAUACUGAAGACCCUUACUACACUACUUGUUCAGUUUGAUUUCAAGCCAGAGGAAACGAAGCAACGAGUUUGCGUCCGCAGCCCCGGAAUAGACCCAUUAUCCGCAGCGGAAAUUUUGACCUCAUCGGCAAUAAUAAAGGCCUCGUCAAUGGGGGAACUCAAGUUCAAUAGUAUCACCUUGCUGGAGCCGCUCAAGCUCGAAUAUGCCGCGUUUCGUGAUUCGGGAGGUUCGAGGCCCCGAAGAAGAUCCAAAGCCAUUGUGAUUUCCCGUGGAAACCAGCAAAUAUCUGAAGUUACCGUUGAUUUGAUCUCAGAGACCAUCGAUGCUUGGGUAGACUUCAAAGACGUGAUGCCAAUUCUCACUCUGGAGGAUUUGGAUGUGAUCGAAAGAAUUUCCAGAGAUCAUCCACUGGUGAUAAAAGCCUGCAAAGGAAUUGGGAUAACUGAUAUGUCAAAGGUCUUUUUUGACGGCUGGGCAAUCGGAAUAGACGAGCGUUGGGGUUUCGAGCGAAGAUUACAGCAAGCUCUCCCUUACUAUCGCAAAUUCCCAUCCGAUAAUCAAUAUGCCCAUCCACUUGACUUCAUUGUUGUUGCCGACACUGAGAGAGAGGAAGUUCUAGCUGUUGACAUCAAAACGGUGAACGGCGAACGUACGCCGAUUUCUCUCGAGGAGCAUAACUACCUGCCUGAGCUGAUAGGAAAGAGUCUCCAUGAGUAUGGUAUCCUGAAACCAAUCAGCAUUACUCAGCCCGAGGGUGUCUCUUUUUUUAUGCAAGGGCGGGAGAUCUCAUGGGCAAAUUUGAAGCUGCACAUUGGAUUCAACUACCGCGAGGGUCUAGUUUUAUCUGAUAUACGAAUGCGCGAUCCUCAUAGCAAAGAGAAUCGCGAGAGAACUAUCUUCAACCGACUUAGUGUGGUAGAAAUGUUUGUUCCAUACGGCUCGCCGAAUUCACCCCAUCAUAAAAAGCAUGCUUUCGACAUCGGAGAGUACGGCUCUGGAUUCAUGACCAACUCUCUGAAAUUAGGAUGUGAUUGCAAAGGUGCUAUCCACUACUUGGACGCCGUUCUGAAUUCCGGAAACGGGACACCUUUGUUGAUUGAAAACGCUGUGUGCAUUCACGAAGAAGACAAUGGGAUCCUUUACAAACAUACGGAUUUUCGAGAUGGGAGUGUUGUCCUCGCACGAGAUCGGAAGCUGGUCAUAUCGCAAAUUUUGACUGCGGCCAACUACGAAUAUGCCUUCUAUCAUACAUUCACGCUGGAUGGAACCUACAAGCUGGAAAGGUGGGGCAUAGACUUGAUGCUCAAAACCACCAGCAUAUUUUUUCCCUUUCGCAUUGACCCGGAAAUUGAUGGACCCAACAACAGUGUGAUCCAAAAUGAUGCUGUUGCCGCUGAUUACUCUUCGGAGAAAAACCCAUAUGGAAAUGGUUUCAUAGCGAGCAAGAGAACCUACAAAACUGCUACAGAUGGCGCAUCCUCCUAUUGUCACGAAACAUCCCGGACAUGGGAUAUCGUGAACCCAAGUCGAGUCAGCAAAAUAUCCAAAAAGCCUAUUGGGUAUAAGAUCGUCAACAAUCAGUGUCCUUCUCUUCUAGCAAGGCCUGAUAGCAUAGUUGCAAAACGAGGAGAAUUUGCUCGAAAGUCGCUUUGGGUCGUUCCUUACCGUGAUGGUGAAUUAUUCCCUGCUGGUGACUAUGUCUGCCAAUCAAGUGGUGGGCAUCAUCCGCAGAACUUGACAAUCACUGAUUGGGUGGCCCGCGACGAACCCAUUGAAAACACAGAUAUAGUUUGUUACAUUCAAUUUGGCCUCACCCACUUCCCUCGCAUGGAAGAUUUCCCCAUAAUGCCCGCAGAGCCGGUUAGUGUGACUUUGCGCGCAUCAAACUUUUUUGAGAAAAAUCCUGCUCUCUGGGUGCCUCCGUCAGAUUUAUCUGGAGAUAAAUCUUCUGCUUUGGCCAGUGUAAAAUCAAAAUUCGCAAGCUCUGGACAAGAGACAAGUGUAGUGUUUCCGAGACUUUGA
Penicillium cosmopolitanum is the source of this 3381-nucleotide messenger RNA. RefSeq names its product primary-amine oxidase. The record is from RefSeq and is a predicted model, not a curated record. The transcript is spliced from 6 exons. Bases 1 to 3381 code for a protein of 1126 amino acids. Lineage: Eukaryota; Fungi; Ascomycota; Eurotiomycetes; Eurotiales; Aspergillaceae. Gene Ontology annotation, biological process: amine metabolic process. Gene Ontology annotation, molecular function: heme binding; oxidoreductase activity, acting on paired donors, with incorporation or reduction of molecular oxygen; quinone binding.